AUGAAUGUUAGUGAACAACGUUAUGUACCAAAGAAAAAGGUUAAGGAACUUUAUUCGAGGCAAGAGCUUGUCGGUAGAGGUGCUUAUGGCGCUGUUUAUAAAGGGAUAAAUAAUGAAACGAAUCAAGUCGUAGCUAUUAAAGUGCUAAACCUGGAUACUGAAGAAGAUGACGUUGGUGAUAUUAUCAAGGAGAUAAACUUAUUAUCUCAACUAAAGCAUAGUGAUUCUCAAAGUAUAACUAAAUAUUAUGGAAGUUUUCUUCAUGGUACAAAGUUAUGGAUUAUCAUGGAAUACGCCGCAGGCGGAAGUAUUAGGUCAUUGGUAGAAGAAAAAUACAUAUCAUUGAUAACAAGGGAAGUCCUACAAGCAUUGAUUUAUUUACAUAAAUGUAAAAUUAUUCAUCGGGAUAUCAAAGCGGCAAAUAUUUUAUUAACGGAAGAAGGAAAGGUUCAAUUGUGUGAUUUUGGUGUGGCAGGACAAUUAACAGCUUCAUCCGCAAAAAGAACAUCAUUUGUUGGUACACCAUAUUGGAUGGCACCUGAAGUAAUAAAGGAGGGAGCAACUUAUGACACAAAGGCGGAUAUAUGGUCUUUAGGGAUUACUGUAAUCGAAAUGGCUACAGGAAAUCCUCCUCAUCAUAAAUUAAGUGCUAUGAAAGCCAUACAACUUAUACCAAAAACUCCUCCGCCUCAGCUAGAAGAUAAAUUUUCUGUUCACAUAAGAGAGCUGGUUUCUUUAUGUUUAAAUGAUUAUUCAGAACAGAGACCCACAGCAGAGGAAUUAAUGAAAUCUAAAUUCAUAAAAAGUGCUACAAAGCAUCCAAUUGGGUUAUUAAGAGAACUUAUCGCAAAGUAUGAACAAUGGAGACAGACAACCGGAUUUCGCCAUUCAUUCCAAGAUCCUAAUGGGACUCCGUCGAGUGAUUCAUAUGAUUUUGAGGAGAAACAAAAGGAAGAAGAGGAUGCUUGGGUGUUUGAUACAGUUCAAAAUACAGUAAAUCAUCGUAAAUCACAUUCCUUGGGAUCUCUUAUCAGUAAAUCAGAUCAGUUAUCACCCGUAAUGGAGGGAGAUGAACAGCAAGGAUUUAUAAUAGAUAAAAAACUAAAUGGAAUAUCUGGAGAUGAUACGGAUAGAACUGUUGUACCAAAAGAUACAACUUUUAGAUAUGGAAGAAUAAUAACUGAAGGUUUUCUUUCGCCUUCAAAACCAAUAUUUCAAAGAAAAUAUUCAGAGACUCAACAUCCUUUACUUCAACUGUUUAAUAAUGAAGAAUCACAAGAUAAUAUUUCAAAAGAUUCUUCACCAACUGGAAGCUAUAGAAGUCCAACUAUAGCAAUACCCCCGGUAAAUAUCAAUACUAUAAUGCCACAUAUGGAAGAUUCACCUUCAAGAACAAUGACACGAGCUCACUUCCAAACAACUUUUCUUGUUCCAAAGUCAAAAGAUUCUGAUAAUGGUUCUAUCGAUAGUAGGUUAUCAAAUUCGAGCAAAGAUGGUGUCGGGAGUUCGAAAUCACCUUUAUCAUCAUCAUUCAAUUCUGAUUCAUCUAUUUCAAUUUUAUCUACAAAUUCUGAAGUUUCAAAAAGUGUAACUACGGACAAACAACAAGAAGAAUCUUCUAUAUCAGCAUCACAAAAAAAUGCAUCGAAAUCAUCAUCAGAAGCAUUUGGAUUAUUACCACCAACGAAUGGAAAGCCUGGAGGUCCAGUAAGACAAGAGAGCGGAUACUUUACAGCUCAACAUAGUUUAAGAUCUAAUAUAUCUGUAGAAGUUACUAAUCCUACCAUAAAUUCAGGAUCGAAUUCAGGGGGGUUAUUAACUCCUCCAUUAUCUUCACUUGCUGCACCAAAAUCAUCUAAUGGAUUAGGUUCGAUGUCAGAAUUCAUAAACAAUCACGGUAAUUCUUCAACACAUUCUUCGAUAUCAAAAAUGGGAUAUGCUAGAUCACCCGUAAGGCAUGGAAGUUAUGACAUGCCCAAUCAUGAUUCUUCUCAUGGUGUGCCGCUUUAUAGGUCAAGUAGCCAAGGAAAACAAUAUCCUACUUCUCAAGCAGCAGCUCGUAGGGUUAGAUCUGCUACUACUUUAAAUACUUAUAGACCGACUCACGAAGAUAUUAUGACCAAAUCUAAACACCUUCAACCAGAUACUGACAAUAAUAAUUUAGCCGUAGGUUCAAGACAGAGAUCUACGAGUAUAAGCAAUGUGCAAAGAUCUCCUAAACCAAAACUUCUUGCAGACGAAAGCGGAGCCUCAUCUCAUUUACUUACACCUUCACCAUCGUCAUCAAAAUUUAAUCAAUUAACUUUAUCAUUAAAUCAACAAAAUUCUCCAACUAGACCAUUAUUUACAGGAAAUGGAGCAAGCGCACAAAAUAUAUCUACAACAACAUCAAUAAAUUAUGCGGGACCUGAAUUAAAAUCAUUAAAAAUGGAUAAUUAUCGUGGGAGUAUUGAAGUUUAUGAAGAUUUAUCAAAAACUACAGAUGAUUUAUUACAAUGGUUAACAUUAUUAGACGCCGGAAUUAAUCAAUUAUUAACAAGAUUUUAA
Messenger RNA from Funneliformis caledonium, 2547 nucleotides. Lineage: Eukaryota; Fungi; Glomeromycota; Glomeromycetes; Glomerales; Glomeraceae. The record is from the annotation of a GenBank genome assembly.